This is a messenger RNA of Cucurbita pepo subsp. pepo (vegetable marrow), 1262 nucleotides long. Lineage: Eukaryota; Viridiplantae; Streptophyta; Magnoliopsida; Cucurbitales; Cucurbitaceae. The record is from RefSeq and is a predicted model, not a curated record.
CCGCCGUCUAGUCCUCCUCCGCCUCCGCCGCCGCCGUCUACUCCUCCGCCUCCGCCGCCGUCUACUCCUCCUCCGCCGCUGCCGUCUCCUCCUCCUCCGCCGCCGGGGGAAAGUAGAUCCUCAAUGAUGAUAAUUGUGGCCAUUGUGGUUCCAAUUACAGUUACUGUCUCCAUAUUGCUGUUUGCUCUGAGCUGCUAUUUCCUGCGACGAACAGCAAAGAAGAAAUACAAUGCUGUAAAGGAAGACAGUGUUAUUGAUGAGAUGAGCACUGCUGAAUCUCUGCAAUUUGAUUUCAAUACAAUCAACGCUGCUACUAGCAAUUUCUCAGAGGAAAACAAUCUCGGUGAGGGCGGAUUUGGUGCAGUCUACAAGGUACACAACUACUCGUACUUUUUUAAAAACCUUGAGGAGAAUCUUGAAAGGUUAUUGGGAUUCUGCAUGGAGGGUGAAGAAAAGAUACUCAUCUAUGAAUACAUCCCCAAUAAAAGCCUCGAUUUUUUCUUAUUUGAUCCAAUUAGACAAAAACAGCUGGAUUGGUCCAAACGAUAUACAAUUAUCAAUGGCAUCGCUCGAGGAAUUUUAUAUCUGCACGAAGAUUCUCGUCUUCGAAUUAUUCAUCGUGAUCUGAAAGCAAGUAACAUUUUGUUAGAUGGGGAUAUGAAUCCAAAAGUUUCGGAUUUUGGUAUGGCAAGAAUUGUUCAAGUGGAUCAAACUCAAGGAAUUACCGAUCGAAUUGUCGGUACAUACGGUUACAUGUCUCCCGAGUAUGCAAUGUACGGAAACUUCUCUUUGAAAUCUGACGUGUAUAGCUUCGGAGUCUUAAUCUUUGAAAUUAUAAGUGGCAAAAAAAAUAACUCCUUUUAUUUGUCGAAUCUUGCCGAAGACAUGUUGACCUAUGCUUGGAAACUAUGGAAGAAUGGAACAUCCUUAGAGCUAUUGGACCCAAUACUUAGAGAUAAUUACUCCAGAAAUGAAGUGCUUAGAUGCAUCCAUAUUGCUUUGCUAUGCGUUCAGGAGAAUCCCAGCCGUAGGCCUUCAAUGACAUCCAUUGUUCUAAUGCUCAAUAGUUAUUCUACAACCUUGCCAUUGCGCAGGGAACCAGCGUCAUUCAUGCACAGUAAAGAUGGUGGUAUUGUAGUAGACAGUAAUCGAACCACAAGCACAUCUCGGUCCAGUAGUUUGUUAAUGUAACGGCCCAAGUCCGCCGCUAGUAGAUAUUGUCAUCUGGACUUUCCCUUUCGGACUUUCCCUCAAGGCUUUAA